AGUAAAGAGCAAGUGAAAGGCAAUAUAAAUGAAUAUGAACUCGCAUCUUUUUCCUCAUUCUCUUCUUGAUUUGCUUCUUUCGUAAACUAAGGGAGUUACUGUUAGAGAGAUGGCAGAUCUAAAUGGUACGUUGGUUAAGCAAGUUACCAUCAAAUCAGACGGAGAUGUGUUUCAUGAAAUUUUUAGACAGAGACCACAUCAUAUAUCUGAGAUGAGCCCUGAUCAUAUCAAAUGUGUUGAUCUGCAUGAAGGUGAAUGGGGUGUCGUUGGAUCGGUCAUUGUAUGGGACUUUUUUCAUGAUGGGAAGGCAAAAGUUGCGAAAGAAGUGAUUGAAGCAAUUGACGAGGAGAAAAAGUUGGUGUGCUUCAAGGUGAUAGGGGGAGAUAUACUGGAGGCUUACAAGACCUUCUUGAUCACAGUUCAUGUGGAGACCACCGGAGAAGAAAACGUGGUGACCUGGACUUUUCAUUACGAGAAGCUCAAUGACAAGGUUGAAGAUCCAGACAGUCUGAUGGAUUUUUGCCUUAGAGUCACCAAAGAUAUCGAGAACCAUCACCUCACCAACUCCACUGAAGAUACCGAGAACCCUCACCUCACCAGCUCCAUUGAAGAUACCAAAGAGCCAUCACCUCAACAAGUUCAAUGAAGAUAUCGAGAACCAUCACCUCAACAACUCCAAUGAAGAUGUAUAAUCCGCAAGAAUAAACAACUUUAGGUCACCGGUAUUUGUUUCAAUUCCCUAUAUAUUGCACUGUGAUCACAUAUAUGGGAUCCUAUGGAUUCCUUUUGUUUUGUGUGGCAUUAAUAAACUAUGAAUAAGCUUUGUAUAUUCAUGUAUAAUUAUAUCAUGGAUUUUAUAUCUAGUUCUUGGCCAAAUCUUUUUGAUUUUCA
Messenger RNA from Cynara cardunculus var. scolymus (artichoke), 891 nucleotides. RefSeq names its product kirola-like. The coding region runs from base 110 to 646 and encodes 178 amino acids. The record is from RefSeq and is a predicted model, not a curated record. Lineage: Eukaryota; Viridiplantae; Streptophyta; Magnoliopsida; Asterales; Asteraceae. The transcript is spliced from 2 exons. Gene Ontology annotation, biological process: defense response.